GAGCUCAUAUAUGGGAACGAACCAGUCCACUGAGUUGGAUCGAAGAUUCUAGAGAGAGAGUGAGAGAUCAUCGGAGAUUCUUAGAUUUUGGCGAUGGCGGAGAAGUCUGAGACGCUGAUGGAGAAGAUAGCGGAUAAGAUCCACGCACACCACGAUUCAUCUUCGUCGGAUUCCGAUGAUGAUAAGCGCAGGCCUUCGGAUUCGUCCAACAAGUCUAAGAUCUACCGCCUCUUUGGCAGGGAGAAGCCUGUUCAUCAGGUUCUCGGUGGGGGAAAGCAGGCAGAUUUGUUUCUAUGGAGGGAUAAGAAGGCCUCAGCUGCAGUACUCGGUGGAGCUACUGCUAUCUGGAUUCUGUUUGAGUUGAUGGAAUACCAUUUACUCACUCUGGUUUGCCAUUCCCUUAUACUCACGCUGGCAAUCCUAUUUCUUUGGUUUAAUGCAACCACAUUUAUCAACAAAUCUCCACCUCAUAUUCCACAAGUGAGCAUUCCUGAAGAUCUGGCGGUGAACAUUGCGCUUUCUCUAAGGUUCGAGAUCAACCGGUCCCUCGCUACUUUGAAAGAAAUUGCUUUGGGACGAGAUUUGAAGAAAUUUCUUGCUGUGAUUGCUGGUUUAUGGGUUAUUUCCAUUUUUGGGAGCUCCUGCAGUUUCCUUACUCUGUUUUAUAUAGUAUUUGUGCUUCUGCAUACUGUGCCUUUGGUGUAUGAGAAAUAUGAGGACAAAAUAGACUCAUUUGGGGAGAAGGCAACGAGAGAAAUCAAGAAACAGUAUGCUGUAUUUGAUGCCAAGGUUCUGAGUAAAAUCCCAAGGGGCCCUUUGAAGGAUAAGAAGCACUAGAAGAAGGAUUUUAUUUUAAAUGGGUAAUAUCUACAUAAUAAUUUUCAACAAUAUUUGCAUCUUAUUUCCCUCCCUAUUUUGGUUCAGCAAAUGUUAGGGGUUUCAUUUGGAGUGGAUGAACUGUUUUGAUGAGAUUUUUACCAUAUUUUGUAUGUUAUAUUGCGUUUACUUUCCUGUUU
Phalaenopsis equestris is the source of this 1016-nucleotide messenger RNA. Its product is annotated as reticulon-like protein B2. The coding region runs from base 94 to 837 and encodes 247 amino acids. The transcript has 5 exons. The record is from RefSeq and is a predicted model, not a curated record. Lineage: Eukaryota; Viridiplantae; Streptophyta; Magnoliopsida; Asparagales; Orchidaceae.